This is a messenger RNA of Beta vulgaris subsp. vulgaris (sugar beet), 1062 nucleotides long. RefSeq lists its product as uncharacterized. The transcript has a single exon. The coding region runs from base 1 to 1062 and encodes 353 amino acids. Lineage: Eukaryota; Viridiplantae; Streptophyta; Magnoliopsida; Caryophyllales; Amaranthaceae. The record is from RefSeq and is a predicted model, not a curated record. Gene Ontology annotation, molecular function: nucleic acid binding.
AUGGAUGAAGAAGACUUUGAGGCUUUCGUUGUGUUUGCUGGAAUUGGAGAAGAAUUUUGCAUGGAUGAAGAGGAACUGCUACUGCUGGAAGGUUUGUUGGGGCAGAAUUCAGCACAUGACAUGAGUGUUGAAGAGCUCCUGAGCUUGGAACAACAGAUGAGAGACGAUGACGAUGAAGAUGAUGCGGUAUGGUACUUCUCUGACUCAAAUUCUGACAAUGAAGAACAUGAUAACACAGAAAUCAUAAGUGAAGAAGAAAAUAACAUUUCAACUAAAAAACCAAAUUUACCAAACAAUUUAAGAAGACAACUAGUCCUUGACCUUUUUUCGGCCGCUUCAGCAGAGCUUGUGUUGCCUAGGGGGAUGGUGACUCAUGUUGUACUCCAAUAUGCCAUAAGUAGGUUCACUGUGAACAGAAUUUGGGGAGAGGCCAAAAGACAAAAGUUGGCUGGUUUGGAGGUUAAUGUAUCAAGUAAGAAAACCAACAGUGGGAGAAAGCCCCUCAUAACAGAUGAGGAAGCUCUUAGGGCAGUUCCUCUAAAGCAAAGAACUACCAUGAGGUCAUUUGCAACCGCUUUAGAGGUUAGCCCAUCAACUAUUUAUAGGCUUCUCAAGAAAGGAAUACUUAGGAGUCACACAAAUUCCAUCAAACCAAAAUUGACACCAAAGCACAAAACUGAUAGACUAAAGUUCAUUUUGUCACACAUCAUACCACCCACAGUUACAAGCAAGCCAAGGUUUGAUUGUUUAUACAAUAUGGUGCAUAUAGACGAGAAGUGGUUCUUUAUGAGCAGAAUUACACAAAGAUUCUACUUACUAUCUGAUGAAGAGGACCCAUAUAGAGCUUGUCAAUCAAAGAAUUUCAUCACAAAGGUUAUGUUUGAAGCUGCAAUUGCAAGGCCGAUAAUUACGCCUAAUGGAGAGGUCAUUUGGGAUGGAAAAAUAGGCAUUUUUCCAUUUGUAGAUUAUAUUCCAGCACAAAGAAACAGCUCAAAUAGACCAGCAGGCACCAUAGAAACAAAGGCAAAACAGAGUAUAAUAAGGAAACCAUCAGGGAAUUGA